Messenger RNA from Arabidopsis thaliana (thale cress), 213 nucleotides. Its product is annotated as Cytochrome C oxidase polypeptide VIB family protein. The transcript has a single exon. The record is from RefSeq and is marked reviewed. NCBI's taxonomy places the organism in Eukaryota, Viridiplantae, Streptophyta, Magnoliopsida, Brassicales, Brassicaceae. Bases 1 to 213 code for a protein of 70 amino acids.
AUGAAUAGCUUGACAUUGAAAAGUGAGGAAGCAACAAUUACAAAGACGCCAAGGGAUUAUUUGAAGGCGAAAUCGCCAAAGAGAAGCGUGAACUAUCUAGUAGCACACGCCGGAGAGGAUGAAUCGAUUGAGAGACAAGAAAAUGAAGACGACGACGGAAGAGCAAGUGUUGAGGACGACGACGAAGAGGACGAAUUAAUGUCGUCCGAUUAA